Molecule: messenger RNA, 747 nt
Organism: Oncorhynchus nerka (sockeye salmon)
Lineage: Eukaryota; Metazoa; Chordata; Actinopteri; Salmoniformes; Salmonidae
Product: 4-aminobutyrate aminotransferase, mitochondrial-like
Exons: 8
Coding region: 1-732 (243 amino acids)
Biological process (GO): GABA catabolic process
Cellular component (GO): mitochondrion
Molecular function (GO): pyridoxal phosphate binding
Source: RefSeq, a predicted model, not a curated record
AUGGAGAGAGUAAAGACCUGGAGACUGGAUUUAUCUGUUAUAACAUGGAGAGGACUGUCUUUUCUCUCUGCCUCAUUCUGUUGUUCUGAGUCAUGGCGACCUCUCUGCUCAGCAGGCAGCUGGUCCUCUCCCCUACAGCAGAACCUCAGGCUCACUGCACCAGGCUGCAGGUAUGCGAGUAAGGCAGCAGCUAAGACUCAGAUGGAGUUUGAAUACGACGGGCCCUCCAUGAAGACCGAGGUCCCAGGACCCCGUUCAAGCCUCCCCUCCCUCCUCCUCCUCCCCCACCAGGAGCUGACCAAACAGUUGGGAGAGAUGCAGAACGUGGGAGCAAUCAAUUUCUUCUGUAACUAUGAGGAGAGCAGAGGAAACUACCUGGUGGACGUGGACGGAAACCGCAUGCUGGACGUCUACACACAGAUCUCCUCUAUUCCUAUUGGAUACAACCAUCCCUCACUCAUUAAAGUGAUGUCCAACCCCAACAAUAUGAGUGCGUUUGUGAACAGGCCAGCUCUUGGGAUCAUGCCACCCGAGAACUUUCCAGAAAAGCUGGCAGAAAGCCUUCUCUCAGUUGCUCCUAGUGGUAUGAGCCGUGUUCAGACCAUGGCCUGUGGAUCCUGCUCUAAUGAGAAUGCAUAUAAAGCCAUGUUCAUCUGGUACAGAGUGAGUACACACACACUGAGUCUACAAAACAUUAAGAACACCUGCUCUUUCAAUCAAAUGUAUUUCUAAAGCUCAGCCGAUGUC